This is a messenger RNA of Striga asiatica, 2592 nucleotides long. Lineage: Eukaryota; Viridiplantae; Streptophyta; Magnoliopsida; Lamiales; Orobanchaceae. The record is from the annotation of a GenBank genome assembly.
AUGGCAGACUCAAUAACCACGAAAUCCGACAACCUUUUCGAACUCAAAAACGGAAAACUAACCGUCUCUAAAUUCACUCUACUCACCGAUAUCCCGGAAAAUGUCACCUUUAAACCCUUCUCCACCGUAUGCAAAUCCUCCCGGGCCCCUGGCCCGCUUUUCCGUCGGGCCCACUCCCACUCCUCCAAGUCCGGCUUCCUCGGCUUCUCACGGACAAAUCCCUCCGACCGCCUCACGAACUCCCUCGGAAAAUUCUCCGGCCGGGACUUCCUCAGCAUCUUCCGGUUCAAAACAUGGUGGUCGACCCAAUGGGUCGGAAUAUCCGGGUCGGACAUCCAGAUGGAGACCCAGUGGGUCAUGCUGGACGUGCCUGAGAUAAAGUCGUACUUCAUCCUAAUCCCGAUAAUCGAGAAGAGCUUCCGGUCGGCCCUCCACCCUGGACCCGACGGCCACAUGCUAAUAUGCGCCGAGAGCGGGUCAACCCGAGUCAAAGCAUCGUCUUUCGAUUCAAUUGUGUACGUGCACGUGUCGGAUAAUCCUUACAAUUUAAUGAAAGAGGCUUACACCGCACUUCGAGUCCACCUCGACACUUUCCGACUCAUGGAGGAAAAAACGCCGCCAUGUGUGGCGGACAGGUUCGGGUGGUGCACGUGGGACGCGUUUUAUCUGACUGUCGAGCCAGCUGGCGUGUGGCGCGGGGUCAAGGAAUUUGCCGACGGGGGGUUCACGCCGAGGUUUUUGAUAAUCGACGACGGGUGGCAGAGCAUUAGCUUCGACCACAAGGAUGACGAAGCCGAGAAUCUCGUCCUCGGUGGGGCUCAGGUGAUCGCCAGACUCGACAGGCUGGACGAGUGCAGAAAGUUUCAGAAGUACAAACUCGGGUCGUUGGUGGAGCUUGCCGGCCGACCCGCGUUCGACCCCAAGAAGCUGAAGAUGCUUAUCUCGAAGGCGAUCGAGGCCGAGAAAACGCGCUACGAGGCGGGUCGGGUCGGAGCUAACGAUUUGUCGAGGCACGAUGCGGAGGUCGAGAUAUUGAAAAGCGAAUUGGAAGGGAUGGCGGAGGAGAAGGCGGAGGAUUCGGGAAUGAAGGCGUUAACAAGGGAUCUAAGGGAGAAUUUCGAAGGUUUGGACGAUAUUUACGUUUGGCACGCGCUUGCGGGAGCUUGGGGUGGGGUCCGCCCGGGUGCGAUUCGCCUCGAGUCGAAAAUCGAGCCCUGCAAAUUGUCCCCGGGGCUUAAAGGGACCAUGAACGACCUUGCGGUUGUUAUGAUUGUCGGUGGCUCGGUUGGGCUCGUGGACCCCGCUCGAGCGGAGGAUUUUUACGACUCCAUGCACUCGUACCUUUCUGAGGUCGGGAUCACGGGGGUGAAGGCCGAUGUUAUCAAUGUACUAGAAUACGUGUCCGAAGAUUAUGGAGGAAGGGUCGAGCUCGCCAGGGCUUAUUACAAGGGGCUGUCGAAAUCUAUUUCCAAGAAUUUCAACGGAACCGGGCUUAUUUCCAGCAUGCAACACUGCAACGACUUCUUUUUCCUCGGAACCGAGCAGAUAUCUAUGGGAAGAGUUGGUGAUGAUUUUUGGUUCCAAGACCCAAAUGGUGACCCAAUGGGCGUCUACUGGCUGCAAGGGGUUCACAUGAUCCACUGUGCCUACAACAGCCUGUGGAUGGCCCAAUUUAUCCAGCCCGAUUGGGACAUGUUCCAGUCGGACCAUAAAUGCGCCAAGUUUCACGCGGGCUCAAGGGCCAUCUGUGGCGGGCCCGUUUACGUGAGCGACUCUUUGGGUGGACACGAUUUCGACCUUCUCAGGAAGCUCGUUUUUCAAGACGGCACAAUCCCGAAAUGCGUGCACUUUGCUCUCCCGACCCGUGACUGCCUCUUCAAGAACCCUCUCUUUGACAGCACCACAGUUCUCAAGAUAUGGAAUUUGAACAAGUACGGAGGUGUGGUUGGGGCAUUCAACUGCCAAGGCGCCGGGUGGGACCCGAAGGAGCGAAGGAUUAAGAGCUAUUCUCAAUGCUACAAGCCACUUUCCGUGUCGGUCCACGUCAGCAAUGUUGAGUGGGAACAAAAGGGAGAAACUAACAAAAUGGGACAGGCCGAAGAAUACGCAGUUUAUCUAACGGAGGCAGAGAAGCUAUUUUUGGCGACGAGGGUCUCGGAUCCCGUGUCAAUUACCAUUAUGCCCUCGGAUUUUGAGAUCUUUAGCUUUGUGCCGGUUAUGAAGGUCGGUUUUGUUGGUGUGAAGUUUGCGCCGAUUGGGAUAACCGACUUGUUCAAUUGCGGAGGAACUGUUGAGGGUCUUGUGUGCGACGACAAGUCGGUGGUCAAGAUUGUGGUCAAAGGAGGCGGGAAGUUCUUGGCGUACUCGAGCGUGGAGCCUAAGAAGGCGUACGUGAAUGGACAGGUGGCGGCGUACAAUUGGUUGGAGGAGGAUGGGAGGCUCGUGGUGAAGGUUGCUUGGUGUGAGGAGUUUGGCGGCAUUUCUAACAUUGUGGCGACAUUAGGGAUAAGUUCGUCAUUUUACGGUCGUGACAUAGGCAUACGUUUUUUAGCUAGUCACAACGCAAUUGUUAGGUUGUCUCAGGAUUUGUGA